This is a messenger RNA of Heterostelium album PN500, 303 nucleotides long. RefSeq lists its product as uncharacterized. The record is from RefSeq and is a predicted model, not a curated record. The transcript has 2 exons. Lineage: Eukaryota; Evosea; Eumycetozoa; Acytosteliales; Acytosteliaceae. Bases 1 to 303 code for a protein of 100 amino acids.
AUGAGUGGAGGCUGGAGCAAUACUACAACAACCAACAAAUGGUACGACGAAAAUAGUAACAACAGAUUUCCUAGUGGAAAGAAAGAGGAGGAUCCUCACUAUGUUCCAAAUUGCAAUUGUUAUCCAUUUAGGUACAGUAAGCAAAUAUCAUGGGGAGAAGACCCAAUUUGUGAAGUUGAUAUUUGUCGCCACAGAAUGUCUUGUCACCCAGAGUAUAAACCAAAACAGGUCCUCGAUUUUAAUCAACAACAAAAAGGUUACUAUAAUCCAUAUAUGAAUAUAGAUUUAAAGGUUAUUAGUUAA